AUGCAGUCCAUAUUUUCAGAGGCAGACACCACUCUUCACAAUGGCAAAAAUUUUUGAAUUCCUUACAACCAAGCUUGCUUGCCUAUUAUUUAUGAAGGAUAUUUAACAGAGAUAUAGGGGUUUUCCCUGUAUGGCCCGAUAAGGGCCGUGGGUUCUCAAUGGAAUCCCUCUGUUGGUCAAACCAACUCAGUGCGUUGUUUGACCAAUUCACUGGUUGGUUCAACCAGCAAAGGGAUUCCACGGAUGGCCCACUGCCCUUCGGGCUAUAUAGUGAUAACACCUAUAACUGAGAUCGGCCCUGUAAUAAAUUACUACCUAUUGAAUAAGCAUUUUUUACUUAAGCUCAAUAAAGGCUCAAUUAUUGUCGAAGGAAUGACGAUCCUGAAAUGGAAAAGGGUUACACCUUUCAAAGAUAACAGAGAAAACCCUAAAUAUGGGUUCAAGCUAGGUCAUAAUGACAACUAUAGGAUAUUCUACGUAAAUAGUGAAGAAGAGCUGAACAUAUGAAUCAAUAAACUAAGUUUUGUAGGAAUAAUUGACAACAUAGAAAAAGAUUAUUCAAUGGCCAGAGAAAUCGGAAAAGGGUCAUUUGCAAGAGUAUUUUUAGGCAUUGAAAAUACCAGCUCGCAAGAAUUCGCUAUUAAGUGCUUUAAUAAGAUGGACUUGUGAAACAGAAAAAAUGGCAUUAAGCAUUUACUGAAUGAAAUAGAUAUCAUGAGGAAGCUCGACCACCCCAAUAUACUCAAGCUAUUUAAGGUAUAUGAAGACUGUGAUAAAGUUUAUCUGGUCUUAGAGUAUGCUGAAGGUGGGGAUCUUAGAAAAAGACUAUCAGAAUGCAAAAAAUAUCCUGAAGAAGCAGCAAUCAGAUUUAUUCAAAAACUACUGAGGGUUGUUGAUUAUAUGAAAUCUCUUAAUCCUCUGGGAAGUUUUAUAUAGGCAAUUUAAUUUAUUUUUUGAUUAAUUAAUAUAGAAUAAUAAAAUGGCUCACCCAAAUUUUAUUAUUAUAUGGUAGGUUUUUAAGUCUGUUAGAGAAGAAAUGGCAAAGGUUUUUUACUUCAUAUCCUGGAGGCAACAUAUUUUACCUGUUUCUACUGUCUGAUAAAAGUAGGUACCUUAGGCCGAAAAGGAGGAGAAAAGUCGAAUAGAACGAGCCAACGCGUCAAGCCACAAGUGCUCCCGGAUUUCUAGGCUUCAAAUGGCUCCAUAUGACUAGACAGAGUGAGCUUUAUUAAACAGGCAUGCAGCCACUUAGGGUAAACAGCCAAAACCGAGAAAAAAUGAACUUUAUUGUCCUGUGCAACUUGAGGUGAUUUAAAUUAAUUAAUCUAAGUCUAAGAUUAAUUAAUAUACUAUUAUAACCUCAAUUAUUAAAAAAAAUAAUUAUUAAAGAGCUAAUAUUGUACACAAGGAUAUCAAGCCAGAAAACAUUCUUUUAACAAGCCCUAGCGACAAUAGCAAUUUCAAGCUCGCUGACUUUGGACUCGCCUGCGAAUGCGAUGGCUAUCUUGAAGGAAAAUGUGGAUCAUUAGGCUACGUAGCUCCUGAGAUCCUCUGAGGAAUGAAAUACAGCUUCAAUGUCGACGUCUUCAGCACUGGUGUCGUGUUUUUUGCCCUCAUCGCUGGCCGAAGUCCAUUUUAUGGGAAAAGUGUCAACGAAAUUUACCUUAAAAACUUGAACUGUAAUAUCCAAUUCAACGAAAAGUGUUGAAUAAAUAUUAAAAUCCCAACAAUUAACAUGAUCCAAAUACUCACAAAUAAAGACCCUUCUUUCAGGCCUCUUGCCAAGCAUGCAUUAAGAAACGCUUUAUUCGAUGACGCAGAUAAUAACUAUCAAAUCAAUUUAUCGCCUUUGUCAUAUUUAUUGACAAAACAAAGCAAUGAAAAAAGCUGGCUUGAAAACAAAGAAGACGUAAACUGUUUAAUUUAA
Blepharisma stoltei is the source of this 1927-nucleotide messenger RNA. The record is from the annotation of a GenBank genome assembly. Lineage: Eukaryota; Ciliophora; Heterotrichea; Heterotrichida; Blepharismidae.